CAAUGGGAGUUUAGCAACUCGAAUUUCCUCAGGAAUCAACCUGAUCUUCUAUACUUUGUCACUCGCAAGAAAGGGAAGGAUACGGAAAACAUUAAAGAACCCAAUGAAGUCGAUCUUAAUCAUAUAUUAAAUGAGAUUGCUUCAAUCAAGAAACAUCAAAUGACCAUCAGCGUGGAUUUGAAGAAUAUUCAAAGGGACAAUCAAAUUCUGUGGCAAGAAACGGUGACGGCACGUGAUAGACAUCGUCGUCAACAGGAAACGAUUGACAAGAUUUUGAGGUUUCUUGCGUCUGUAUUUUCCGCGGACAAAAAGAGGGCUAUCGUGCCAAAGAAAAGACGAUUGUUGCUCGGAAACUCUGACACAGACUAUGGAAAUCAAGAAAUGAUAGGAUCGUUGAGUAAUUGGGCUUUGGGUGAUGAGGGGCAGGGUGUCGCGAACUCUAAUCCCUCAGCAUCCGAAAACGAGUUAAAUCGCUUAAUGAACAAUCCAGCGGCAUUGUCCAUACUUGCAUCUCUCGCCGUGAAUGAUCCCACGUCAACCAAUAAUCUGCCUCAACUUGAUCUUCUCAACUCUUUAUCCACUACAUCAUCAGAUGCGAUCGAUGAUUUCUUGGAUCCAUCCAACUUCUCCAGCUUGCUUCAACCUCAGUCUGACCAAGUUCUCAAUCAAACGGCACCUUCAAGUGACGAUUCAUCGUCAUCAUCCACCCUUGCCAAUGAGAAAACGCUCAAUUCGGAAUCUCUGGUCUCAAGCGCAGCUUCCGCUUCUAUUCCCAAUAAUAAUACAUCAUCCGAUACUAUCAAUGCACAAUAUAAGGUGCCAGAACAACGAGCGAUAAAAAACAAUGUUGUACCAGGGGCUCCGAGUUUACUCGAUCAAAAUGAAUCCAUCUUUAAUACAAACGGGGCCAUUAACAACAUUGAGGAGAGAAUAAACGCAUUGGAUUCCAAUGUUGAUUAUUUGACGUCUCUCACAGCUCAAUUGGGAUAUGACCCCGAAACUAAUGACGACCUUGAACUGGAGAACGGGACGGGUGAUGAUUUUCUUUCGUAUUAUGAUGCGAAUUUCAAUCCGACGGAACAAGAUCGUCAGAUGUUGUUCAGUAUCAUGGAUAGUGGAAAAUCCGCGAAUGCUGACACUCACAAAGAUGAGGAGACGCAUAAGGCACGCGCCUCCACGGCAAAAACCACGAAAACAGUGACGCCAUACGUCCCCCCGAUGGUACAAUACCCCUCUCAAUAUUACGCAAGGGAAUACACAGAUAAUCGAGAAGCUUUGAGCACGCGAGAUACUAACCAAUUGAAAACAAGUAUGGAGGAAAAGGAUGAUGAUGAUGAGAGCACGACCACGAUUGACGAAUUAAAUAUUGAUGACCUAUUGGCUAAUUUGGAUGAUGAUAAUACAUUUAUUGGGUAUAACGAGAGAAAAUAG
Molecule: messenger RNA, 1431 nt
Organism: Acaulospora morrowiae
Lineage: Eukaryota; Fungi; Glomeromycota; Glomeromycetes; Diversisporales; Acaulosporaceae
Source: the annotation of a GenBank genome assembly